Xiphophorus couchianus (Monterrey platyfish) is the source of this 2754-nucleotide messenger RNA. RefSeq names its product BSD domain containing 1 (gene bsdc1). Lineage: Eukaryota; Metazoa; Chordata; Actinopteri; Cyprinodontiformes; Poeciliidae. The record is from RefSeq and is a predicted model, not a curated record. The coding region runs from base 152 to 1420 and encodes 422 amino acids. The transcript has 11 exons. Gene Ontology annotation, cellular component: cytoplasm.
GCGCAUCCGUUUGAUACGACGGUUUUUCAGAAAUAGUGAAAAAUAAGAGCGUAUCUGGGAAAGUCCACGUCAGACUGUAUGACGUGGAAAAGUUUUGACAUCUGGUGGGGGGUCGGAGUUCACUAUAAUCUGAUGAUGUCAUCGUCUGAAGAUGGCUGAAGGAGAAGGCUGGUGGGGAGGUUGGUUUCAGCAGAGCUAUCAGGCCGUGAAAGACAAGUCAUCUGAGGCCUUAGAAUUCCUAAAGAGAGACCUGACAGAGUUCUCCACUGUGGUUCAGCAUGACACGGCCUGCUCGAUUGUGGCUACAGCCAAUGCUGUCAAAAACAAGCUUGCUGUGGAAGGGUCUUCUGAGACAACAGAGAAGGUGAAGAAGAGCCUGUCUAGUUUCUUGGGGGUGAUAACAGACACUCUUGCUCCUCCUCCUGAUAAAACCAUUGAUUGUGAUGUGAUCACGUUGGUGGCAACGCCAGCAGGAACCACAGAGCUUUACGACAGUUCUAAGGCGCGUCUCUACAGUUUGCAGGCUGACCCCGCUACAUACUGCAAUGAGCCUGAUGGCCCUCCUGAGCAGUUUGAUUGCUGGCUGUCCAGUUUCAGUCUGGACGAGAAGAAAGGCGAAAUAUCAGAACUUUUGGUCAACAGUCCAUCUAUACGAGCUCUCUACACCAAAAUGGUUCCAGCUGCCGUGUCCCAUUCAGAAUUCUGGCAGAGAUAUUUCUACAAGGUCUUCCAGCUGGAUCAGGAGGAGGCGAGGAGAGUGGCCCUGAAGCAAAGAGCGGAGCAAAGUGCUCACAUAGAGACCCUUGGAUGGGAGGAGGAGGAGGAAGAUGAUUUUAUUGGAGCUGCUUCACCAUCUCGUCUUCCCCUCACAUCCCCAUCAGACUCCAACCCCUCCGCCAGCUCUACAGCUCCCACUGAGACCACCCUGGUGAGCCCUGUCCUUUCUCCGAGUGAAGAACCCAACACCACCCUCUCAGUCAGCAGCGACAGCAUCAGCCUGCCGACGCAGGUGGAGAUGCAGCUUCCGCCCGCCGCCACAGAGCUCACCAAGAAACUGAAUGAAGCAACGUUGGAGGAUGUCGUCGACAACAAACCAGAAGAGCAGAAGACCGGAAGGAGUGACUCGCCUCCAGAGGCUCAGGGGGAGCCAUCCGCUGUGACGUCAGUGCGAAGUCCUGCUUCUAAACAACCAGAGGUGGUGAAAGAAGAGGGGCCGCAAGACCUGAGAGUGUUUGAGCUCAACUCCGACAGCGGAAAGUCAACGCCCUCCAACAAUGGCAAGAAAGGCUCCAGCACAGACGUGAGCGAGGACUGGGAGAAGGACUUUGACCUUGACAUGACAGAAGAAGAAGUCCAACUGGCUCUGUCUAAAAUAGAGGAUACUGGAGAGCUGGAUGAAGACUGGGAGAACUGGGACUGAGAGCCUCACAAGCAAAACACGUCUCGCUGUCAAAGCAGUCUAGAACCGUGCUUAUUGUGUUUUAACUCUUUCCACUCUGUCACCGUGUCAUGAUUGCCAGUUGGGGGUUUUCUGGCUGGUUUGGACCAUGCGGUAAGCCUGUUGAAAAGAGAAUCCCCAAGGGCAAUAAGAACUGGACUGCUUCGUCAGCUGUCAGAUUAGAGCAGGUAAACCAGAGGGGGUCUCUGAGUGUCCUCGUUGAAAAAGCUUAUGACACUACUGUACAGCAGGUUGCAAUUUUUCUGACCUUGAGGCUAACCAGCAUUCAAAGUCAGUUAAGUUUUGCUGUGGCAGAGAAGUUGCUUUUCUUUCCUCUUCAUGCCAUUAAAAACAUCUCAUGUUGCGAGUCUUAAACUUGGGCUGCAAGAUGGCCAUAAACUGUAAUGCUGCUUGUCACCUUUAUAAGAUGAAAGCGAUCACUGAAUGGAGGUCCAUCUCAUGUUUCUGUCUUUCCUCGUUUUUCAUCUUUAAUAUGCAAGCGAAUCCAGGAAAAUGGAACAAAUAUUCUGGCCUUCUUUUCAUUUUGGAUUCCUCUUGACUUUGAUCCCAAAGGCCUUGCAGACACACACAGCGGUGUGACGACUUGAUCCAAAUGUUUCCCUUCCCCGUUUGCUCCCUCACAUCCUUUAAUUCAAUAUUUAAGCCUGUUGCUGACUGUAUAUUAGUUUGCGUCACCUUCAAACACAUCACAUGGGUAAUGAAUGUCUUGUUUGAUUAGAGAGAACUACAUAGUUAACCACUGGUCACAUUUGAAUAUAGGGAAUUCAAACUGGUAUGAUAUCUGAUCCUUGACUUUAAGGGUAGCAUCUCUUUCUCUUUACUUAUUUGAGAAAGAACGUAUUAAGUUUCUCUGUUGGUUGGGAAAGCUCAGCAGAUGGUGUGCCAAGCAGACCAAGGAGCACGCUCCAUGCUCCACGCUUUUGUUUUUUUGUUUUUGUUUUGUUUCUUUUCACCUGUACCGUAUCUGAGACAACUAAGCCAAGAGGUGUAAUAUUUAUAUUGGAAUAAAUGCUUAAUUAUUGUAAUUAUCUGCUUUUAAUUGCAUGUCUGUGCAAUGACAAUAUGCAAAACAUUGUACAGAUGGUUAUUGUUGAGUUGUAUGUUUUACUUUGUUGUUGUUUUUAGGCUGUUAUUCAAGCCUUUGUUGCAUGUCUGUAAUUUUCAGCUGUGUAUUUCCUUCAGUUUCAGCUGUUCUGCACACAUCUGUCUACAGAGCUGUCAGGAUUAUUUUCCAAGUACUUCACUUGAUCUCUGAAAUGAUUAUAAUCAUUAAAAAAAAUAAUGCCUACUAAUAA